This is a messenger RNA of Capsicum annuum, 1057 nucleotides long. RefSeq lists its product as uncharacterized. NCBI's taxonomy places the organism in Eukaryota, Viridiplantae, Streptophyta, Magnoliopsida, Solanales, Solanaceae. The record is from RefSeq and is a predicted model, not a curated record.
UUGCAAAAGGAACAGAGGUUUGUAUAUGCAGUUGAUGUGAAUGCCCAUAAACUGCUAAAUUUAGAGCCUCAUACUUGGGAAUUCAUCUCUGAAUUGAAACCCAAGGUUGGCUUAAUUGAGCAUUUGUCUCAUGAUCGAACUUUUGGUGACAUAAUGAGCACUGUACAUGCUUGCAGAAAGUCAGGUCAGGAUGCAACUACUUCAGAUUUUGGAGAUAGAAAUCUCUACAAUGGAUCACAUACGAAUGCAAGUUACAGAAAAUCAAAAGUUGCAGUUGUUGGUAGUGGGACUGCAGGGUUGUUUGCUUCUCUUGUGCUUGCUGAAUUUGGAGUAGAUGUUACACUGAUGGAAAGGGGAGAAGCAGUUGAUAAAAUGGGCCGUGACGUUGGUGCUUUGGUUGUUCGACGGAUAUUGCAAGAGGAGAGCAACUUUUUCUUUGGGGAGGGUGGUGCAGGUACUUGGAGCUACGGGAAGCUAGUUACUUGAAUUGGCAGAAACAGCGGUAGAGUUUUGGCAGUUUUGGAAACAUUGGUCCGAUUUGGAGCUCCACCAAAAAUUUUGGUUGAUGGAAAAACUCAUCUGGGAACUGAUAAAUUGAUUCCACUUCUUCGAUUUCGGCGUUACCUUGAAGAGUUGGGUGUCGCCAUCAGGUUUGGAACAAGAGUAGACGAUUUACUUGUCAAGGAUAAACAUGUGGUGGGAGUCAAAGUUUCUGAUUCAAGAGAGAACCGCUCACCCUCCACCAGCCAGCAGUUGGGGUAUGAUGCAAUGGUUCUUGCAGUAGGGCAUUCUGCAGGUGAUACAUGUCAGCUGCUUCAUCCUCAUGGGGUCAGCCUGGUUGAAAAGGAUUUUUCUGUUGGCCUGCGGGUUGAGCAUCCUCAAGAAUUAAUAAACAGCAUACAGUAUUCUGGAUUGGCUAAUGAAGUUCAAAGUGGACGCGGGAAAGUGCCUGUUGCGGAUUACAAGGUUGUUGAAUAUGUGAAUACAGACGGUAUCGCUUUGCCUUCAAAUUCUGCACCAAGAAAUCGCAGUUGUUACUCCUUUUGCAUGUGUCCUG